AUGCACCAAGUUACAUAUUCCAGGAAGAUGCUGGUACAUGUGAACGUCGAGUAUGGACUCGCGAGACCCAUGGAUGCAACAGCGACAGUCAACAAUAACUUCAAAUUCGCGGAUCCGAUUUAUGCAGUGAACUUUGAGGAAAACCAGCUCGAAGGCUUCAUUUACAUUGAGCUGAUAAAUGACGUCGAGUACGAGGCGAAUGAGUAUUUUUACAUUGAAAUCAAAAGUGUGGACUCUUCGGCAAGCAUUGGAACCACUAACCCAAUCGCAACUGUGUUUAUUUCGGACGACGGUGAUGCUGGAACGUUUGAUUUUGCAGCUCCUUAUAUUUUCUGCCGAGAAGACAGUGGGAAUGCAGUCGUGACUAUCGAAAGAAGCAUCGGCUUUUCAUCCGCGUCCUAUGUUCCCGUUGCUCUUAAAGUGGCUACGGCUGGAGCUGACAGCAAUGCCACAGAUGGCGGCAGCAAGGCUUUCGACUACUUAGGAAUCUCCCAAGAGCUUACGUGGGCGACGGAUGAAGUAACUAAAACAUUCGCCGUCAAGGUAUUUAAUAACGAUAAGCAUCAACCAAAUUCGAGGGCCAUCAAAGUUCGUUUGUUGUCCGUCACAGGCGGGGCGAUGAUCGGAACAAAGUCCGAAAUGUGGAUCUACAUUAUUGACGAUCGCGACGCGGGAACAAUAUCGUUCGCUUUACCCCAUUACGAGGUGUUAGAAAAUGCUGGUAAAGUCACUGUAAAAGUUAUCCGUUCAGGAAUCCCGGAUGCGACUAAUGUCAACAAGUACACGGACGGUGAGGUGAAGGUGGACAUUGCAACAUACAGCGGCACAAUCGUCCCGGGGAAAUCCAAAUACGACGUAGAUUACGAUUACGGAGUUGUCGAGACACGUGGCUGUACUCAUAUUAGCCCUUGCACUGCAAAAGAAUCAGUUGCGUAUACACCCAUCCAGACUACAACACUCACAUUUGCUGACAAGGAAGCGUUGAAAACUAUCGAUAUUUCGAUUACAAAUAACGACAUUUUCCAGGCACCUGAUCAAGUAUUCAAGGUCGUUCUUAAGAAUGUGGUCGGUGGAGCGCACCUCGGGGUAGAUUACGAACAUCCUGUCGAAUGGACCUGGCACCACGACGAGUUCUUCGCACUUGAGACGCACACAAAUCAGUUGCUUGAUAAUGUUGGAACAGUUGUUACGAUACAAGACGAUGGGGACCCUGCUGUGAUCGUGUCGAAAGCGAGUCUGUCGGUGUCUGAAAUUGGUCAAAUGGAUACUUUUCGCAUCAGAUUGAAUUCGCAACCUACUUCGGAUGUCACUGUUAGUUUGAGUGCUACUGCGGCAGAGCUAAAAUUAUCUUCAAGCUCUCUAUCAUUUUCGUCUACGAAUUGGAAAGAACAUCAGACCGUCAUCGUCGAAGCAGUGCCGGAUGAUGUAGCAGGUGGGAUUCACAGUAGUGUUAUUUCUAUCACCGCCACCAGUACCGAUACAUCCUACAAUGCUCCAUUCAAGACAACAGCCGGUGCUGUCGGUUAUACGCUUGCUGUUGCAAUAUACACGCAGAAAUGGGGAACAUACGACACUGGAAACGCCGACCAUGCCUUUUCCUGGGCAGAAAGUGACGGAAUUGUGACGUCUCCCGCGCCACAAUCAUCGAUUAAGGCAUUCAUAUUCGAUGAUGAUCAACCAACACUCCGUAUUAUACCUGAGACUGUCCGCUAUCGGCAGGCUGAUCGCAAUACGGGAAGUAUUGUAUGUGUUCGAGAAAUUGGGCAUAAUGCAUCCGUCCAAAUUGAGCUGACGACUCGCCCACUUGCAAACGUUGAUAUCUCAUUCGUGGUAGACGCGAGUUCCAAGAUUCAGAUUGAGCCUGCAACGAUUCACUUUACACCUUCGUCAUGGAGGGAAGCGCAGAGCGUCAGCGUCUCGGCAGUUGGUGGUAUGAGCUCAAAAGAAGUGCACUACUCAAAAAUAUUGGUCUAUUCGGCCAGUAGCGGUGAUGCCAUGUAUAACCAAGGCUAUCAGCCAGCGGGUACGCUGUUUGUGCAGCGAUUUCCUACUGCUACAGUGCUGUUGGAUUCCUCUCGUGUGACCGCUCGAGAAAACGGAGGGAAUGAUGUGACGUACAAACUACAAUUAGGUAGUGAACCGAUGCAUUGGGAGCCAGCUGAAGGCAACUACGAGCCAUUCUACGUUACACUUGGUCCUACCGCAGAUACUACUCUUAUUUUUUCAACACACUCGCAAGGAGCUUUAGGAACGUCCACGUCACUUAUGGUGGCAUCGAAUUCGACGCAAAGCACACUACAGAGUACUGUGAAGUCCGUAGCAGUAGUUCGAUUUGACAUUUUCCCGUCAAUUCAAAGAGCAACGGGCAGCUCGCAGGUUGGAUUGGCCAUGCUCCGAUUGUUUCGAUUAUCUGGAGGAGAAAACCGCGGUCUGGGUGGAAUUAUUGUGGGUGUUACCACUUCUACAAUUGAGAGAUCGGACACCUGGAACGAAACCUUACUAGAAACCGAAUGCACAGAAAUUAAUUCUAAGCCUGUUCCGAGAUGCUCUUUGACGGAAAAGGGAUCUGCCGUGACAUCACUUUUUCCGGGUACGACGACAUUCGAGGACGUUUACGUGCAGACCGAUGGAGAAACCCCUAUCAAUCAAAGUACGGAGAUUGAUCCGAAUACCAAUGAGUUUGUGUCGUCGUCCGAGUGGGUUGAAAUCGACGUCACCACUGCUUUAAAUCGUGUUUUGGCGCAACAGCGAGAUCGAUCUUCGAAUUUCAGUACCAUUUCUUUCUUAGUGUACUCAAGAUCCGUUGUCACGUUCCUUUACGAUGGUGUGGAUGAAGUUACUUUCGCGUCAAAAGAGCACAGUGAUACCACAUUGCACCCUCAACUUAAAGUUACAGCGUCCGGCAGUGUGAACCUUGCUUUGUCGGGUACAGCUUCUCAAAGUCAGCAAGGAAAGUCUGGUGCUGCUAUUGAUGGUAACAUUAAAUCCGACUCAGGGAUUGCUUCAACUUACGCAAUGUCACGAAUUGAGGAUGUCUAUCCGUGGUGGCAGAUCGACCUGAACCAGAUCCGACGCAUCGAGGACAUCGUGAUCACCAUUAAGAAAAAGGUACCAGAAGGUGACUUGCAGGCAGAUCAAUUGACAGCGAACAUUUGGACUUUCCUGUCAACUACCCCAUUCCCAAUUACAAACAAUGCAACUGAGGACUUCCUGUCUACAAAAUCCAGCGCGCUUUAUCUGCAUGAGUUUGAAGCUUCAUCACGUUCUUUUGAUGCAUCGGAGAUGGAGACGAUCACCUACCGAUGGCGUGUAAAUGGAGAAGCGAAUGGGCAUUUUGGUGAGGACCGGUUUAUUGCUGACUACAGCGUUUCUACUGAAGCGCGAUAUCUGCGCCUACAGGUCGAAGGGGACAACAGUAUUUUGUUGAACGAAGUUGAAAUCUAUCAGCAAGCUUUUGCGAGCAGCAAGAUUACAGUUGGCGGGUACAUGCCCAGUGUUACGAGCUAUCGUGCUGGUGAAAAUCAAAUCGUAUUCUCGCUUUCUCCCAUGCAAGAUGCAGAUCCUUCACCUUGUGAUGAUACGACUCGAAUUUGUCGUCACGAAAUGGUCUUCACAUCAGGGAAUUGGCGUGACUUUCAGCGAAUUCAAGUGCACGCUAUAGACGACAAGGUUGCGGUUGGUGAUCGCGAAGUAUUCAUGACUCAUUCGUCUGAGUCGAUGGAUCCUGAUUACACUGGAGAUUCGUUGUGUGGGGUCUCUCAGGUAAAUUGCAACGGUAAUCUAUUCAAUGAUUCCAGUGUCAAGAAGCUUCUGAUAUUAGAAGAUGAUGAGAACAAGGUCAUUCUUUCAAAGUCGAAGUUCACAGUGAUCGAAGGAAGUCACGCGUAUCCAAAUGCUACUUCGUUUUACAAACCGUCGAAGCUUGAGGCCCGUUAUCUCCGCUGCAGUACUGAUCCGGACGAAGUAUCUGGUGCGCUAUGGGAGACUUGCAUUACCAACAGUACUGCAAAACCCCUUGAGACUGGCAGCGCAUGGAUAAUGGCUGGGUUUGAAUCAGCAACGAACUUGUCCAACUUGUCUUUAGCCAUCCCAGUGCUGACUGGAGCGAAAUAUAUACGACAACUUACGCUAUGGGUGUCUAUGAAGUCUGGUGCAUCUCAAAUUGUGACGAUGAAUGGUCUCUCACUUUUCAAUGUGCACAGCAUUUUGAUCGUGUUCGAUAAAUCCUACGAUUCGAUCAACCGCUGUAUUCUCGCGCCGCGCAUCACUAUGACCGGAUACAAACCUGUAACUUUUCCUCUUCCUGUCAGGGGUGAUCUUACCAACCCAGAUAGCGUGCCUCCAGCGACAAGUCACUUGUCACGUAUGCAUCUUUCUGGUGUUUCAGACAGUGUAGCUGUAAGCUUAUCGAGCGAACCCCUUGCUGAUACUUUCGUAUCUGUCUUAGUAGAACCCGGAAGUGCCGAUGUUACGACAUUUGAUGCAACCAACGCGUCUGGAUCUUCCGCUUCAUUGACAGAUUUAGUUGGUGCAAAGUAUGAAUCUGGUGACAUUCGACGGUAUCGAAUGUCAACUACUCUUCAAUUUACCCCUGAAAACUGGAAUAUAGCUCAGGAGCUGACCCUUUUGGCGGUUGAUGACAACACUUAUCGCGGAAACCGAACACUCACGAUGCAAAUAAGCUCAUCGUCAUCUGACAGUGAUGGCCUGAUUGUGCCAUCUCAAACGAUUGGCAGUAAUGGUGUUGUACGCUCUAAUGUCCAGCUCUUAGAAUCUCUUUCAUACUCAGGCGCGGAUUUUGUAGUUCGUGAUCGACAGGAUGACAAAUGGCCCUUCCAUAUUGCAGCCAAAUGGGAGUCUUCGUCUGGAUCGAUUGAAGUGACUGUAAUAGAUGAUGAUCUGCCUGGCGUGACCAUAUCAACGAGCGAAGUUAUCGAGUCAGAAAGCAGUCCAAAGGCACAUUUCUCAGUCUCGUUAGAUUCUGCUCCAAUGCAAGAUGUCACCAUCACUAUAUCGUACGAAAAAGACACGAGUCUGUUCUCAACUUCACCUUUGCUGUUGACUUUCACACGCUUGAACUGGUACGAACCUCAAUUUGUUAACAUUUAUCCAGUCGGAAACGACAUUUACGACGCGGGUUAUCCAUUCACCUUGAACUAUGAAAAGCUUGUUCCAAAAUCGAAGCAGCCUAUUCUUCUCCACAAGGUCACUAGCAUGGAUACGGUGUAUGAUGGGCUACAAGUUGGUACCAAUGAAAACAAUCCGUCCACCGGGUAUGUGGUAGAUCAGGGCGUUCGGAUCGUCAUUGAAGACGAUGAUACUGGCUGUGAAAAAGAAUAUGAAUGUCUGAACAGUGGCAAAUGUCUGAAAAGCUCAACGGGGAAUGUGUGCUGGUGUCCACCAACGUUCGGAAUGAAGAAUUGCUCACUGGUAUGCCAAAGAAAAAGCGAAUGUGCUUUUGACCGGGUUUCAUUGAACAUUAAAUGUGUUGAAGCUGAAGGAACAGUAUGCGGGUCCACAUUUUCUGCAAAAGCGCUGACGUCAGUUCUGUAUCGAAUGCUGACAACACAGUCUUUCACUGGAAUAAAUGGACAAGUGUAUCCGAAGCUCUCACUCAGUGGAGUAUCAGAGGCAAUAUAUGUCGUCAACAGUUCUGAAACUAUGUGCGUGGAUGGCUCAGAUGGCUGUGUUUCCGUGUCGGUUGAUUUCAUAAGACCGGAUCUAGACGACACUUCUGUCAUAAGCAAAUUAUUUGCAUAUCAAGAAGCAGGGUCUUUGAAGACAUCGCCCAUGCACAUCGAAUUGAUGACAUCGGAUCCCCAGUACGUGGAAAGCAUUAGAGCAAUGAUCGCAAUGUGGAUUUUCGUCGGGUUUUGUGGUGCUGCGUUAGCAGGUGCUGGCACUUUGCUCGCUGCUCGAGCAAUUCACGCCAAAACAAGUCAUGUAAUGCCUGAUAACGAUGAGCAUACUGAGCUCUUACCGAUUGGAGCUAUAUCUCCCCGUGCCGAGGCAGCACUAUCAUCCACAAUCAGUACAUAG
Phytophthora infestans T30-4 is the source of this 6039-nucleotide messenger RNA. RefSeq lists its product as uncharacterized. The record is from RefSeq and is a predicted model, not a curated record. Gene Ontology annotation, molecular function: G protein-coupled receptor activity. NCBI's taxonomy places the organism in Eukaryota, Oomycota, Peronosporomycetes, Peronosporales, Peronosporaceae. The transcript has 4 exons. Gene Ontology annotation, cellular component: membrane. Gene Ontology annotation, biological process: cell communication; negative regulation of adenylate cyclase activity. The coding region runs from base 1 to 6039 and encodes 2012 amino acids.